Messenger RNA from Poecilia reticulata (guppy), 2079 nucleotides. It is a transcript of the gene adra2a, whose product is annotated as adrenoceptor alpha 2A. Gene Ontology annotation, cellular component: plasma membrane. The record is from RefSeq and is a predicted model, not a curated record. Gene Ontology annotation, molecular function: epinephrine binding; alpha2-adrenergic receptor activity. NCBI's taxonomy places the organism in Eukaryota, Metazoa, Chordata, Actinopteri, Cyprinodontiformes, Poeciliidae. Gene Ontology annotation, biological process: platelet activation; G protein-coupled receptor signaling pathway; regulation of vasoconstriction.
GGCACCGUGCCAGUAUUGACACUCCUACGGACGCACGCGCGAUGAGUGACCCGGCGAGCGGGACACUUUUUGCAGCGUGCGGGCUAUAAGGAGAGGGAGUGGCGCUCUGGAGAACAGUGAGGAGAGAAACUCCACACGCAGACAGUAACACGGCAGCGCCCGGGAUAACGUGAUUAGCGCUCUAUUAAGUCCGCUGCCGAGCGCAACUAGAUGCAGCGCAGAGACUAGAGCGAGUGGAGAGACAGGAGGCGCAGGGGAAACGCUUCAUCCGGCACAUGGAUCUUCUUUGCCUCUUCUUGAUUUGCCUGAAGAAGUUCCCCGGUCGCACUAUUUUAGUGCCCUGGCAAUGGAGAGCCGCUGUCACCGCUCCUUGUUUCAGAUAAAGUGUCAUCUUUUAAAGUAUCCCUCACAAUGAGGAGGAAAAAUCCGGGAAAGUCUCAGAGGAGUGAUUCAGUCUCUUCUCUCAGCUCUCCUGGGAACCACUAGUUCUGUCCUUGCUGGCGGAUGAUAUUUGUAACCUCAGGCGAACUCUUAAGGGAAGUGGGCUAAUCUGCUACCAUGGCAGAUAUCAAUAACACCAACCAGAGCUUACCUAGCUUGGCCCCUUACAGCCUACGAAUAGCCCUGCCACUGCUCGUGGGCUUCAUGAUCCUGCUCAUAGUGUUCGGUAACGUCCUGGUGGUCAUUGCUGUGUUUACAAGCCGGGCCUUGCGAGCCCCGCAGAACCUGUUCCUGGUUUCCCUGGCCUCGGCGGACAUUCUGGUGGCCACCCUCGUGAUGCCUUUCUCCCUGGCCAACGAGCUCAUGGGAUAUUGGUACUUUGGCGAUGUAUGGUGUGAGAUUUACCUCGCGCUCGAUGUUCUUUUCUGCACUGCGUCCAUCACCCAUCUGUGCGCGAUCAGCUUAGACCGCUACUGGUCCAUCACACAGGCCAUCGAGUACAACCUAAAGAGGACGCCUCGCCGCAUCAAGUGCAUCAUCUUUAUUGUUUGGGUUAUUGCUGCAGUUAUCUCAUUCCCGCCCCUUAUCACAAUGGCGAAAAACGACAACGACAACAACGAAAGGACAUACCCUGAGUGCAAGAUCAAUGACCAAAAAUGGUACGUCAUCUCCUCCUGCAUCGGAUCCUUCUUCCUACCAUGCGUCAUCAUGGUACUGGUCUACGUACGGAUCUACCAAAUCGCCAAAAAAAGGACACGGGCGCCACCCGGAGACCGGAAGCCAAAUGCCAUUUUGAAGUCACCCAAUACUCCUGCUGCGAAUGGGAAGGAGAAUGGUGCAGGCGACGACAAGGACCGCCUCUGUCACGAGAAACUGAACGGUGAACAGGCCAUAGAGCUCCAGGGAGUUGGAGGACAUAGGAAGGCAGAGGAGGCAAAAGGUGAGAUCAACGGAGUGGACCUUGAGGACUCAUCAUCCUCUGACCACAAAGUGAACAAUCCUUGCUCCAUUAGAAAAAAAACAAACAAGGGAAAACCCAGACUAAGUCAAAUCAAACCAGGGGAUUCCAAUGUCCAAAAGCAAGAGUCGAACACCAAAGGCAGCCGCUGGAAAGGUCGUCAAAAUCGCGAGAAACGUUUUACCUUCGUCUUGGCAGUGGUCAUUGGUGUCUUUGUUAUUUGUUGGUUUCCUUUUUUCUUUACUUACAUGCUGAAAACUCUGUGCAUAUCCUGCAACGUGCCUACAACCUUGUUCAAGUUCUUCUUCUGGUUUGGCUACUGCAACAGUGCCCUGAACCCUUUGAUAUAUACUGUUUUCAACAAUGACUUCAGGAGGUCGUUCAAAAAGAUACUGUGCAAGAGGGACACCAGGAGAUACGUAUGACUCCAGCUUUGCAUCCUUGUAUAUUAUAUAUAUAUCAGUAUAUAUAUAUAUUGUGCAUCCAUUGUAGAACAGUAUGCCCAUUGUGCAUGAACCUGCUAUUUGUGAUCGCUCAGGAAGGUGUUUAUCUGCAGACUCUUCCUUCCCUUUGAAUGCAUCCACCUGUCACAGCUUUAACACGACGAUGGAGAUCACAGAGAAAACCACAGUAAGAUCAUAUUUUUAUUGUAUCUACUUUUUUUUUUUUUUUUUAAGAGG